AUGGCGCUCAUCACAUCCAUCCUCGCCAUAACAAUGGCCCUCGCCCAUAUCCUACCAGCACUCGCCCAAGCACCUCUGCCGCCCACCAUCGACCCCUUCUACCAGCCCGAAGAUGACAGCUGGAAGACUCUACCCCCCGGGGAGAUCCUCAAGAACCGCUCAAUUACCCUCCCCUCCAUAUUCCCCGGCACCGAAAGCCCCCUUACAGCGCACCAACUCCUCUUUGUCACCCGCAACGGCUCCAACCACCCCACAACCUCGGUCACCACCGUCAUCCGUCCUCAAAACGCCAACCCCAGCCGCCUGCUUUCCUACCAGAUUGCCUACGAUUCGCCCGACGUAAACUGUUCGCCGUCGUUUGGUCUCCAAAAGGGCGCGCACAAGAACGCCAAGGCCUGGAACUUUGGGCAGAUGACCCUUAUCCUCCCGUACCUGAUGAGCAACAACGGUCCCCUGGGCAAGAGACCGUUUAUCAACGUCCCAGACUACGAGGGGAACAACGCCGCAUUCACCGUCGGCCCGCAGAGCGGAUACCACACGCUCGACUCGAUCAAGGCCGCGCUCAACUCGCAAGAGUACACGGGUAUCGACCCGAAAGCCAGGGCAGUCAUGUUUGGAUACUCUGGCGGCGGACUCGCGUCAGAGUGGGCGUCGGAACUGCACGCGCACCACGCACCCGACCUCAACAUCGUCGGCGCAGCAAUCGGCGGCCCCCCACCCAACGUGACAAACACAUACAUCCACGUCAAUGGGACGCAGUCCCCGCUAAACAUCUGGGCAAUCCUCGGCGUGAUGAAUGCAUUCCCGGAGGUCGACGAGUGCCUGCGCCGCGAGCUGGACGCAAAGUUCCUGUACGAGUUUAGCGAUAUCCUCAACGAUUAUGGGGUUACGGGCAAGUACAUAGAGAAGGGCAAGGCGCCAAAGUUCCCACUAUACAUCUACCAGGGGACCAACGACAACAUCACGGCCCCGGUUAGCGAUACCGAUGCGCUGUACGACAAAUAUUGCGAUGCGGGGACGGUCGUGCGGUAUCUGCGGUAUCAUGGGAAAGAUCAUGGACAGACGCUGCUGAGGGGCAUGUAUCCGGCUUGGACGUGGAUUUCGGCGCGGUUCAAGGGGGUUUAUCCUUUUCCGGGUCGUAAGUGCUCGAUUAAGGACGUUCAUAAAGAUGACGAUGAUGAUGAUGAGGAUGACGGAGGAGAGGAUGGAUAUAGUGGGUUGGGUUGGCUUGGUGACGCACUUGGGCAGGAGCUGGAGCAGGACAGUUUUGCCCAGGGCUUUGGUGAUCUCAAGUAG
This is a messenger RNA of Aspergillus calidoustus, 1296 nucleotides long. Lineage: Eukaryota; Fungi; Ascomycota; Eurotiomycetes; Eurotiales; Aspergillaceae. The record is from the annotation of a GenBank genome assembly.